Molecule: messenger RNA, 1395 nt
Organism: Neurospora tetraspora
Lineage: Eukaryota; Fungi; Ascomycota; Sordariomycetes; Sordariales; Sordariaceae
Product: XAP5, circadian clock regulator-domain-containing protein
Exons: 2
Coding region: 1-1395 (464 amino acids)
Biological process (GO): chromatin organization
Cellular component (GO): nucleus
Source: RefSeq, a predicted model, not a curated record
AUGUCCGACCAACAACAACCCCCAGAGAGCAACAGCGUCUCCACGCCCAACCCCCGCUUCGCCCCCCAAAACAAAACCGUCCAAGAGCGCGUCUCCUCCUCAACAGUAGGCCUCGUCAACCUCGCCGACUUCCGCAAGCGACGCGCCGAAGUGCUCGAGCAACAACACCGCGAAGUUCGCGAAGCCGCCAUCGCCGCUGCGCGUGGGACUGGGACGGCGAACCCCAAAGACUCAAACACAGAUACCAACAGCGCGGCUACGACGCCGUUAUUGGACCGGUCGGCUACGGGCACGCCUGCUCCAGGUACAGGUACGGACGCAGAAAAUGGGAAUGGGACGACGACGACAGGCGGCGAAGGAAAGAGCGAAGGCGAAACUGGCAAGAAGAAGACGACGACGACAACCGGGGGGGAACGAAAAGCGAAGAGGGUAAAGACCAGGAAAGCUCUUGUUAGCUUUGGGGACGAGGAAGAAGAGGGGGAGGAGGAAGUUGUAGUGGUGAAGAAGAAGAACUUGAAGGCGAAGAUACCAGUGACGGAGGAUGCACCACCGAAGACCGACGGCGAGGGCGAAGACAGGAAAGAGGAUAACGCGAUAGAGAACCCAACAACACGCGAAAGCAGCGCCGACGCUGACACAAGCGACGUCCCCAAAAAGAAGAAACUAAUCAACACCUCCGCCCCCAUCAUCCCGCGCGCCCUCACCAAAGCCGCUCUCCGCCGUGAAGCCGCCGAGCGCGAAGCCAUCCGCAAAGAGUUUCUGGCCAAACAAGCAGCCGUCAAAGCCGCCGAGAUCGCGAUCCCCUUUGUUUUUUACGACGGUACCAACAUCCCCGGCGGCAUGGUGCGCGUGAAGAAGGGCGACCACGCUUGGCUGUUCCUGGAUAAGUCUCGCAAAGUCGGCGCGGAGAGGGGCGUGGGGCAGGAUAAGAUUCUGAAUGCGAGGAGGGCGUGGGCGAGGGUUAGUGUGGAUGAUUUGUUGUUGGUUAGGGGGAGUAUUAUCAUUCCGCAUCACUACGAAUUCUACUUCUUCAUCAUCAACAAAACCAUGGGUCCCGGCAACAAGCGCUUAUUCGACUACUCCGACGACGCUCCUCUCCCAUCGGACCCCCCCACAUCCACAUCUACAUCCUCUUCAACUCCCGAUCCCACGUCCGCCGCCGCAGCCGCAGCAAUCUCGACUCCAGCAAGCAGGCUCGCUGCUCUCCCGGAUAUCAUGACCUUGGAGGGCGCAAACGACGACCCGACCUUCACCAAAGUCGUUGAUCGUAGGUGGUAUCAGCGGAAUAAACACAUUUAUCCGGCGAGCACGUGGCAGGAGUUUGACCCGGAGAAGGAUUAUCAGAAUGAGAUUAGGCGGGAUUUGGGCGGGAAUGCGUUUUUCUUUUCGAGGUGA